This is a messenger RNA of Haemonchus placei, 1023 nucleotides long. The record is from the annotation of a GenBank genome assembly. NCBI's taxonomy places the organism in Eukaryota, Metazoa, Nematoda, Chromadorea, Rhabditida, Trichostrongylidae.
AUGAUACCUCCAUGGCUAGCAAUUAUAAUUGUCAUCGGGGUAAUUAUCGGACUGAUCGCAUUUCUGGUCCUAUAUUUUUCCCUACCGUCACGGAAAAGCUUUGAUCUCACCAAAAAGCAUGCUGUUGUAACCGGCGGAUCUAAGGGGAUUGGCAAGCAAUUAGCUCUCUCACUCUUAUCGAGAGGAUGCAAUGUGACCAUUAUCGCAAGGAAGGAAUCUGACCUGAGGGCAGCCUGUAAAGAGCUGCAGUCUGUGGCUGAUCAACGCGGUCAAAAUCAGAAAGUGCGUUGGUACUCCCUGGAUCUGACUAAAGGAUACCGCGAGGUGGAGUACGUGAUCCGACUGGCAGAAAAGGAGCUCGGGCCGGUCGACGCGCUCAUCAACAACGCCGGCACUAGUGUUCAGGGUGCUUUUGAAGAUCUGCCGAUUGAAGAUUUCGAGAAGCAGGUCAAGGUUAACUACCUUAGCGCUAUUUAUGCUACUCGUUGCGUUAUAAAAGGCAUGAAAUCGCGUCGAAGCGGCCACAUUAGUUUCGUGUCAUCAGCCGCUGGUCAGUGCGCCAUUUAUGGUUACACGGCUUAUGCACCGACAAAAUUUGCUCUCAGAGGUUUUGCUGAUGCUCUUCAGAUGGAACUAUCUCCAUACAAUGUCAACGUUUCUGUUUUAUACCCUCCAAACACGGAUACUGAAGGAUAUAAGGCAGAAUUAGCGAGCAUGCCCGAAGAAGUUCAGCUGAUUAGCGAGACGGCUGGCCUUUUUUCUCCGAAAGAGGUUGCUGAUGCUCAUGUUGUGAGUAUCGAAGCCGGUUACUACUCUACACCGAUUGGACUGGACGGAUGGAUGUUGAAUAUCCUGACAGCAGGUGCUUCCCCCGAAAGAAGUAUGAUUGAUGCCUUGACGCAGAUAAUGCUUGGAGGAAUAUUACGAGGAGUCAUGUUGGUCUACUUGGGUUACUUUACUGGCAUUGUAAAGAAAUGCUAUCGACGAAGAUUGAUUGCGAAUGAGCUACACGGUGAGAGAUAG